AUGUUAAGUACACCUGAUGGACCAUUUAUUCAAGUAGGUCGACUUAAUCUACCUAAAUAUGCACAAAAUCAAGGUAUAGCUCGAUCACUUUUUGAACAUUUAUUUUAUCAUGCAAAUGAUGUUAGAACGGCACUUCAAUUAGCUACACAUGCUAAUGAAAUAACACAAAAUAAAGAUUGGUGGUGGUUAGUACAAUUGGGUAAAUGUCAUCAUCGUUUAGAUAUGUUUCGUGAUAGUGAAAAACACUAUCUUCUUUCAUUAAAUAUUCAACCUAUGGUUGAUACAUAUUUAUAUUUAGCUAAAGUUUAUCUUCGACUUGAUCAACCAUUACUUGCUAUUAGUAAACUACAAGAAGGUUUAGAAAAAUUUCCAUAUGAACCAUAUUUAGUUCAAGCUAUUGCACGUAUUUUUGAAGGUCUUAAUGAUAUGUCACAAAGUAUAGAAUAUUAUCGACAAGUACUAAAAUUAAAUAAUACAAAUAUUGAAGCAAUAGCAUGUAUAGCAGCAAAUCAUUUUUAUAAUGAUCAACCUGAAAUUUCAUUAAAAUAUUAUCGUCGUCUUUUACAAAUGGGUGUAACAACAUCAUCGAUAUUUACAAAUAUAGCAUUAUGUUGUUUUCAUGCACAACAAUAUGAUAUGAUUGUUACUUGUUUUUUAAAAGCUUUAGCAAAUGCAACUAUAGAUGAAGAACAAGCAGAUAUUUGGUAUAAUAUUGGUGAAAUGGCAUUAUAUACAACAGAUAUACAUUUUGCAAUACAAUGUUUUCGUUUAGCACUUGUUUAUAAUAAUGAUCAUGCGGAAGCAUAUAAUAAUUUAGGUCUAGUGGAAUUACAAAGAGAAAAUCAUGAAAUAGGUCGAAGUUAUUUACAAACAGCUCAAAGUCUUGCACCACAUAUGUUUGAACCAUAUUAUAAUUUGGCUAAAUCAAUGUAUCAACAAGGUGAUUUACAAAGUAGUUUUCGUGCAAUCAAAAGUUCACUUGAUAUAUACAAAAAUCAUUCAGAUUCAAAACAAAUUUUUGAUGAACUUAAAAAAAUGUUUUCAGAACUUUAA
Rotaria sordida is the source of this 1053-nucleotide messenger RNA. NCBI's taxonomy places the organism in Eukaryota, Metazoa, Rotifera, Eurotatoria, Philodinida, Philodinidae. The record is from the annotation of a GenBank genome assembly.